AAAUUAAGUCCUGUAAUGCUUGACGAAGUCCUAUAAUGCUUGUUUUCUGAGAGGUCAUUUGGUUGAGGAUUUGUUCUUCAACCUCGAGGUACUCGAUUUGAGACCCAGUAUCGAGACGAAGUCCUAUGAUAAAAACAAAAGAAAAAUUAGGAAGUAUUUAAAAAGCUUUCUUGCCAUUCUCACACUCUCCCCCACUAAGAAACAAAACAAAGAGCAAUGUUUGUCUUUGCUAAGGCAUGUUUGGAUUCUAGCAAACCUAGAGAAUAUUAAAAACUCUUAGGCCAGCCUCGAUUCCCUAUCCACCUAAUGUAAAGACAAAAGAAAACAUCUUAAUUGGAAGUUUUUUUUAGAAAAGAAACAAAAAUUUUGUAGAGAGAGAAAAGACAGUUUUAUAGACAUAAAGACAGAAACAACCUAGAGUCACACUCUCACCAAUUCCAUACUCCACUCACUAAUUACAUACAACAAAACAAUAAAGACAAAAUGGACCCUUCAACACAAGGUUGCCAUGAUCAACAUCCUUGAAUAAGCAACCUCAGUCCAAACAUUGAAUUCCACUCCCACAUCAAACAAACCAAAAACUGUUCAACCAUAGCUACCACCACCCCAUUACAGUUCCAAUUACCAAGUUUUCUUAUUUUUAUGGGGCUUCUUCUUGUUUCUUCUUCAAUUACAAAACCCACCAAGGAUUAAGCUUUUCCUUGUUCCAUUUGUUAAUUCUUCUAAUGUACUUUUUCUAGGGUUCUUCAAUUUCCUGCAUAAAUUUUCCCUGAAUUGGUGGAAAUUGUUUUACUAUUCUGUUCAGUUUCUUUUUUUUAAUCUGUCUCACUCUACUUUCCGUGUAGGAUCUGCAGAAGUUGACUCUGAAUUCAUCUUAAUUUUAUAUACCCUAGUUCCUUUUGUUCAACGUUGUUCUUUGAAUUUGUGUUUUUUUUUUCUUAAGAUGUUUAUAUAUUAGAGCCUCAAAAGCUUGUUUUUUUUUUAAUUAAAAAUAAAUAAUUUAUCCUUUUUUUAACCUUUUGCAAUCAAUCACCAACAACCCUUUCCUUGAUUUUUGCAAAAAACCUAAGAUUAAGAUUGUUGUUGUUGUUACAUUACAUGGAAUGGAAUCUAUGUAUCAAGAAGAAGGGUCUUCAUCUGUAACUUGUUCACCUCUACAGUUAUUUUCCAUGAUGUCACUUUCACCUAGCAUAGGAGGAAUAGGAUCUCCAUAUCCAUGGCUUAGUAGAGAAUUGAAAUCUGAAGAAAGGGGUUUGUAUUUGAUCCAUUUGUUACUAACUUGUGCAAACCAUGUAGCUUCUGGUAGUCUUGAAAAUGCAAACACAACACUUGAACAGAUUUCUCAGCUUGCAUCUCCUGAUGGAGAUACUAUGCAGAGAAUUGCUGCAUAUUUCACUGAAGCACUUGCUGAUAGGAUACUCAAAACUUGGCCUGGACUUCAUAGAGCCUUGAAUUCGACGAGAAUUAUCAUGCUUUCUGAAGAAGUUAUGGUUCAGAAGUACUUUUUUGAGCUUUUCCCUUUCUUGAAGGUUGCAUAUAUUUUGACAAAUCAAGCUAUUGUUGAAUCUAUGGAAGGUGAGAAAAUGGUUCAUAUUAUUGAUCUAAAUGCUGCUGAGCCUGCACAAUGGAUUGCUCUUUUACAAGUUUUGAGUGCUCGUCCCGAAGGUCCUCCUCAUUUGAGAAUCACAGGUAUUCAUCAACAGAAAGAGGUUUUGGAUCAAAUGGCUCAUAAGCUUUCUGAAGAAGCUGAAAAAUUGGAUAUACCAUUCCAAUUCAAUCCUGUUGUUAGCAAGCUAGAGAAUCUCGAUUUCGACAAACUUCGUGUUAAAACCGGCGAGGCACUUGCAAUAAGUUCUAUUCUGCAAUUACAUUCCCUUUUAGCUUUGGAUGAUGAAUCAUCAUCCUCAAGGAGAAAAAGUCCUCUUCUGUCAAGAAACUCAAAUGGACUUCACCUACAAAAAGUUAUGCUUAUGAACCAAAGCGCGUCAUUAGGUGAUUUGCUUGAAAAAGAUAUGGCUAAUGGAUAUACUCCAAGUCCCGAUUCAACAUCCUCUUCGUCGCCAGCAUCUUCAAAUGCUUCAUUAAAUGCCGAGAGCUUUCUCAAUGCCUUGUGGAGUUUGUCGCCGAAAGUCAUGGUUGUAACCGAACAGGACUCUAAUCACAAUGGUUCGACUCUGAUGGAGAGGCUGCUUGAAGCUCUAUAUUCUUAUGCAGCAUUAUUUGAUUGUUUGGAAUCAACUGUGUCAAGAACAUCACUAGAAAGAUUUAAGAUUGAGAAGAUGCUGUUUGGUGAAGAAAUCAAGAACAUUAUUGCUUGUGAAGGAGCUGAAAGAAAAGAAAGACAUGAAAAGCUUGAUAAGUGGUUUAUGAGACUUGAUUUGUGUGGUUUUGGUAAUGUGCCUUUAAGUUAUUAUGGUAUGUUGCAGGCAAGAAGGUUUCUGCAGAGUUAUGGUUGUGAGGGAUACAAAAUGAGAGAAGAAAAUGGUUGUGUAGCAAUUUGCUGGCAAGAUAGGUCAUUGUUUUCAACAACAGCUUGGAGAGCUAGGAAGUGAUUAACAAUCAUGAUUGGUAGAGUAUUGAGAGGGUUUUAGUUUUUGUUUUUCUUUGUUUGUAUGAAAGAGUUCACAAAUAUGGUAAUAUGAGUAUUCACCAUUAUCAGUUUAGAGAUACUUGUAUUUUCCUACUUGACAUUGCUACCCUAUUUGAUUGCUCAUGAACUCCUAUACUCUAACCUCUAUGGUGCUAGUUGAAUGUAUAUGAGCUAUUUUUCUCAUUUUACUUGUUCAAUGUAAGUUUAUUACUAUCAUCUUGGAAUGCAUAGUAGUAUAUGCAGUCA
This is a messenger RNA of Trifolium pratense (red clover), 2836 nucleotides long. Its product is annotated as scarecrow-like protein 3. Gene Ontology annotation, molecular function: DNA-binding transcription factor activity; sequence-specific DNA binding. The record is from RefSeq and is a predicted model, not a curated record. Gene Ontology annotation, biological process: response to gibberellin; regulation of DNA-templated transcription. The coding region runs from base 1104 to 2552 and encodes 482 amino acids. The transcript has a single exon. Lineage: Eukaryota; Viridiplantae; Streptophyta; Magnoliopsida; Fabales; Fabaceae. Gene Ontology annotation, cellular component: nucleus.